CCCGCGAAAUAGUUUCUGGACGUUCGAGAAGCCACGAAGUGGUUCGAUUUCGCGGGUAUACGUUAGUUCGUUCAGUUUAUAGAGGGUAAUAGAGAGAAAAAUGGCGAUGGCAACAACUCAGGUGAAGGGAAGUGGUUGGCCGCGAAGAGCAAGUAAUAGUUCAUUUGAAGGAAAGGUGGUGCAGAACCAGUCCGUAACUAUCAACAGGACAGUGAAUUUAUAUCCUUUGACAAACUAUACAUUUGGAACAAAAGAGCCACUCUUCGAGAAAGAUCCAUCAGUACCAGCAAGGUUUCAGCGCAUGCGAGAUGAAUUCGACAAAAUUGGAAUGCGGCGCAGCGUAGAAGGGGUCUUAUUGGUACAUGAACAUGGAUUACCACAUGUCCUCCUUCUACAAUUGGGAACCACGUUCUUCAAAUUGCCUGGAGGAGAAUUAAAUGCAGGAGAAGACGAGGUAGAGGGCCUAAAACGGCUCCUAACAGAGACAUUUGGACGUCAAGACGGAGUUAAACAGGAAUGGGUGAUAGAAGAUACCAUUGGAAACUGGUGGAGACCUAAUUUUGAACCGCCUCAAUAUCCUUAUGUACCACCACAUAUUACAAAACCAAAAGAGCAUAAAAGGCUAUUUCUUGUUCAGUUACAAGAGAAAGCCCUAUUUGCAGUACCUAAGAACUACAAAUUAGUUGCUGCACCAUUAUUCGAGUUGUAUGAUAACUCUCAAGGGUACGGACCAAUUAUAUCAUCUUUACCACAGUCACUUUGCAGAUUUAAUUUUAUCUAUAUGUGAAAGAGAAUCUAAGCGAGAAAAUGGAAUAAAUUUUAUUUAAGUUAAUAGAAAUUAUUAUUAGUACAUGUAUGUAUGAGAUGAUGAGUGAACCUGCAAAAAAAGACUUGUGUUCUAUGUAUAAUAUGACGUGCACUACAAAUUAAAUCAUUUUUUAAGUAGUACUUA
Osmia bicornis bicornis is the source of this 952-nucleotide messenger RNA. It is a transcript of the gene Cpsf5, whose product is annotated as cleavage and polyadenylation specificity factor subunit 5. The record is from RefSeq and is a predicted model, not a curated record. The transcript is spliced from 6 exons. Gene Ontology annotation, molecular function: mRNA binding. Lineage: Eukaryota; Metazoa; Arthropoda; Insecta; Hymenoptera; Megachilidae. Bases 101 to 787 code for a protein of 228 amino acids. Gene Ontology annotation, cellular component: mRNA cleavage factor complex.